AUGGAGGAUGUUUGUGAGAAAUCGGGCGAAACAUCCUCCUCCAGGGAAGAGUUUAGGGUGGCUAGUAAACUUACAGAAUACCAAAAGAAAGCCUUACAUGAUCUGAAAAGCCUUAUCCAAAAUGGCCCCGGAAAUGAUCAGGUUUCCUCCUUUGAAGGGUAUCAUGCUACAAUCUGGGGAGUUCCUCUUCUUGGUGAUAAUAGAAGUGAUACUAUCAUUCUAAAGUUCUUGAAAGCGAAGAAUUUUGAGGUUUUUGAUGCAUAUGCUAUGAUCAGGAACACUCUUCUCUGGCGCAAUGAAGUGGGCAUUGAAUUACUCUUACAAGAUGACGUUGGAAUUCACGAUAACAAGAGUGUAAUGUUCACUCAUGGUUAUGACAAAGAAGGGUACCCUGUAUGGUACUUGGUUUUGGAGGAUGUCUUGAUCAAUAAUCGUAGCCAGAUUACAUUGUACGAUGUCCAAGAAGGGCGGAAUUUUUUUCGCUGGCUGAUCAAGUUCACAGAGAAGAAUAUCAGGAAGAUUGUUUGUAGCACAAGAGGUGAUGAUUCUAUUUUGUUAGUCAUUGAUCUUAAAAGCUUAACAAGGUAUGGCAACAGAGACCUGUACAAGGUCAUUUACAAGUAUCUCCAAAUGCUGAGCGAUUAUUAUCCAGAAUUUGUGGCAAAACAGUUGUGGAUCAAUGUUGCUUGGUGGUAUCGGAAUUAUUGCCGGAUUUAUUCGAUGGUGUUUGAUGUAUGGAGCACGAACCAAUUAGUAUUUUCAGGUCAAACAAAAACCAUCGAGACCCUUUUCACAUACAUAUCUCCUGCACAAGUGCCAGUGAAAUAUGGCGGUCUAAGCAGAGAUAACGAACAAGAUUUUCACCAAUCUAGCAGUAAUGAUGUUAGUCCUAAUGUUACCAUCAGUCCUUCUGGCACACAGAGACUCGAGUUCCAUUUCACAAAGCCCUGUAAUGUACUCUGGGAUCUUAGGAUGAUAAGCUGGGAUGCUAUAUAUGAAGCGAAGUUUGAACCUGACUCUAAGGAAAGUUACAUAACAGCUAUAUCAAGGCCAAGGAAGCUUACAGCGAAUGAUGAACCUGUAAUUUCUGAGGGUUUCAGUGCAGAUGAGCCUGGAAAACUGGUACUUACCAUUCGUAAUACAAGUUCAAAGAAGAAGAAGCUGCUUACUAGAGUUCGAGUUGUGUCAUCUGACCUGAAUACAGAGCCAGAAGCUUCUCUUCGCGGUUGGUUAGUUCAGUCAGAUGAUGAAAGUAGUAUGAUUUGUUGA
Messenger RNA from Chenopodium quinoa (quinoa), 1269 nucleotides. RefSeq names its product patellin-3-like. The record is from RefSeq and is a predicted model, not a curated record. Lineage: Eukaryota; Viridiplantae; Streptophyta; Magnoliopsida; Caryophyllales; Amaranthaceae. The coding region runs from base 1 to 1269 and encodes 422 amino acids. Gene Ontology annotation, molecular function: lipid binding. The transcript has 4 exons.